UAUUUUAUUUUAUACUAAUAUUUUGGUGCUAAACAAAUUCUAUCCUUCAAAAUCAGUUUUCCAUCCUCUUCCGCCGGACCACCUUUCGCCGCCCUCCGGCGAAGAUACCAUCGCAUUUUCGGCAUCCGUGAUCCAAAUUUGAGCGACAUUUUCAUCGGAAAAGGAAAUGAUGGGCCCGGAGAGCCAGGGAGAGCCUGACCUCCCGACCUCAAAAGAUGCCUCGAUGGAGACCUUGGCUCUCGAUGAUGAAGAAGAUUUGACCUCAAAGUCCUACUCUAAUGGCCGCAGUGCCGAUAAAAUGGUUUCCGACUCCCGGGAGCCUCUAUCGCCGUCGAUCGUCGGCGUCUCUGCCGAUUCCCAUCCCCUCUCCUCUCCGCCGCACCCUAUACAGUCUCUCGGAGCUUCGGAUUCUCGUCAGGACAGCCAUCUCGGAUCUCCAUCCUGUGCUGUUAGUCCUCCCGAAGACAACGCGAGUUUCGUCGGAGAAGUUAAUGGCAGCCAUAGUGCUGUGAUAGACUUUGAUAAUUCGGUUACCAUUUCGCGGUUUCGCUCUUCGGACUCGACGUAUUUGAAAGUUGUGGUUUCGGAUCCGGAGAAAGUGGUGGAAUCCUCGAGUUCAAUUGUUCCGGGAGGUAACACAUUUUAUACGUAUUUGAUUACCGCGGAGACGAACCUGGCGGACUACGGUGGAUCCAUAUUCACCGUUCGGAGGCGGUUCAAUGACGUAGUAAUAUUAGCAGAUCGGUUGAGUGAAGCUUAUAGAGGGUUUUUUAUACCUCCGAGACCGGACAAGAGUGUAGUGGAGAGUCAAAUGAUGCAAAAACAAGACUUCGCUGAGCAGAGGAGAGUGGCAUUGGAGAGGUACUUGCAGAGGCUUGCAGUUCAUCCGGUGAUCAAGAAGAGUGAUGAGUUGAGAGUGUUCUUGCAGGUGCAGGGGAGGCUUCCACUUCCAUCUACCACUGAUGUAGCAUCCAGGAUGCUAGACGGGGCGGUGAAGCUCCCCAAGCAGAUAUUUGGGGACUAUGGUAAGAAUUCGAUUGAGCCUCAGGAUGUGGUGCAGCCUGCAAGGAAUGGUAGGGACUUGCUGAGGUUGUUUAAGGAAAUGAAGCAGUCGGUGGUAAAUGACUGGGGUAAAUCAAAACCACUAAUUGAGGAGGAUGAUAAGGAAUUCUUGGAGAAGAAAGAGAGACUGCAUGAUCUUGAGCAACAUCUGAGUAACUCAUCAAAGCAGGCUGAAUCUAUUGUUAAAGCACAACAAGAUAUGGGGGAGACAUUAGGACACUUGGGGCUUGCUUUUGUCAAGUUGAUGAAAUUCGAGAAUGAGUGGGGAAAUUCAGAAACUCAGAGAGAACGGGCAGCUGGUAUGAAAAUUGUGGCAACUGCAGCUGUCAAAACAAGCAGAUUAUAUCAUGGUCUAAAUGUGCACACUGUGAAAUAUCUGGAUAUCCUGCACGAACAUCUGGGGUUAAUGUUGGCUGUACGCAAUGCAUUUUCUGAUCGUUCAAGUGCUUUACUAACAGUACAAACUCUUCUAUCAGAAAUGUCAUCUCUAAAUUCAAGGGUUGAGAAGCUUGAAACAGCAUCAUCCAAAAUAUUUGAAGGAGACAAAUCAAGGAAUCGGAAGUUGGAAGAAUUGAAGGAUGCUAUUAAAACCACUGAGGUUGCUAAAACUUGUGCAGUUAAAGAAUAUGAACGCAUCAAGGAGCAUAAUAGAAGUGAAAUAGAAAGGCUAGAUAGAGAAAGACAUGACGACCUCAUAAUCAUGCUGAAAGGAUUUGUGAUUAGUCAGGUGGAUUAUUCAGAAAAAAUUGAAAUUGAGUGGGCAAAACUCGCAGAGGAGACUCGUCAGUAUGCAAGAGAUGCUGCAUAAUGCAGACUGUAAAACACAUCUUUGACAUUUCUUUUAUUCAUGUGCCUACAUAGAAAAUAAAACAAUUAACAGCAAGUAAAUCCUAUUUGUCGAAUUUCAUGUCUGCUCUACAGAGCAUAAUAUAUUUUUAUUUUAUUUUAAUUUUUA
Messenger RNA from Ipomoea triloba (trilobed morning glory), 2017 nucleotides. RefSeq names its product sorting nexin 2B-like. Lineage: Eukaryota; Viridiplantae; Streptophyta; Magnoliopsida; Solanales; Convolvulaceae. The coding region runs from base 167 to 1870 and encodes 567 amino acids. The record is from RefSeq and is a predicted model, not a curated record. The transcript is spliced from 5 exons. Gene Ontology annotation, molecular function: phosphatidylinositol binding.